AAUUAUUCAGCCUUGUAAAUUAUGUGAUGAGUUUCAGAGAAUCCUCAAUCACGUUCUUUUUAAUAAAUGUGGAAAAAAGGUCGUAGUGAUGCUUUUGAAAAUCAAAUGAAUGGAUCUGAGGGACAAAACCUUGCAAAUAGUAAUAGUAGCUUAAGUUCAUAUGCCACAUUUAAUGAUUCGGAAUCAAGUCCAAUCCUCGGAUCAAAGGAUACACAAUCAAGCACCAAACUACGGUUGUCUCAAACGAAUCUUAAUUGUCCAAUCUGCCAACAUGAUUUCUGCUUCAGUUUGCUUUUGUCUGCCACUGGACCAGAUCAAAAUGGCCUAACGGAGAACUAUAUGAAAGUGGUUCGUGAUUUACAUUCUAGACUUCAUAGUGUCUCACUCGAAUGUACCGUUCUGAGAUCAGAACUUGAAGUUCUCCACAAAGCGUUCAAUUCAAAAUGUCAGGCAGUCAAAAUUUUAACAAAUAGUAAAUUUCAAUCAGCUGAUGAGAAUGAUCAAACACGAAUUGAUGUUUACACUUCUACAGUUGAAUUGGAAAAGGAAAUAAAUAAACUGAAAAUUGAUCUUGAACUAAGUAAAGGUGCUCUGUUAUCACAACACCAGUCUUCUAAGGCAGAAGUUCAACAAUUGAAAAAUGAAAAUGAAAAUCUAAAAAGGCAGUUGGAAAAUCUACAACUUAAAACUGGACAAUUAUUAGAAGAAAAUAUGCAUCUUCUACAGAAGAACACAAUGUUAGUCUGUUCACCUACAUAUGAAGAACAAGUAGAAAAAUCACCUGAAAUAACCAAUUUAGAGACGAGUGCCAAGUUUUAUUUGAAUAAAAAUUCAUUGGAAAAGCUAGCAGAUCAAGACGUUUCACUUACAUCAGAAGGCAUUCUUUACUUAUUAGAAAAUCGCAUUAAAUCACAACUUCACAAUAAACGAAAUUCGUUGCCUGAAACGCAAACAAAUGUAAAAGAUGCUUCAGUUUCUCAGAAUGGAUUUCAAUUAUUUCUCAACCGUUUUCGUUCGCCCAAAUUGGAUAAGAUGAUAAACUCCCAACAACAACAACAACAACAAAAACGGUCUCAUAAACCAUCCUAUGUCGAGAAAGAUAUUCAAUGUGACUUUAAUUCCUUUGCACUUCAAGGUUCCGGCAUUCGUGAGAUCUCUAUCCCAUUAAGAUGUUCAUGCAUAAAUGAUUCAGAUGAAGCUUGUGAGUGCGCUCGAACUGCUGUUAAUGUUCUUCGACAACUUUUACGGUACAAGUGCCAGUUGUCUGAAACGACAAGAAAACUCGAACGACUUGAAUUAUCAGAGGAUGCUCAUCGACAUGCAUUAAAAGAACAGUACGAACGAAACAAAUAUAUGUCUGUCCAACUUGCCGGGAUUCUGCCAUAUACACCUGAAGAAUUAUUGAACUCUGAAAACUAUCCAUUAUCUUCCCACUCUCCAUCAACUGUAAGGGAUUCAUUCAGGAAAAAUAACUCAACAGUUCCGCAAACAUUAUCUUCUACAGAAUCGCUUCAAAAUUUAUUAUUGUGGUUUGACAAAAUUCUAAAAGCAACUUCAAUAUCAUUGAAAAGUUUAUUAUCAAUCGAUAAUCAAAUAACAUUUGAUCAAGAUAAAAAUAAUGUUAAAAAGUCUACCGGUAAUUUUAUGUUGGAAUGUUUAACACCAUUCAAUGAAUCAAAACGAUACCAAUAUGAAAAAAAUGCCACAAUAGAAAGAAUUGAAAAUUUACGUGAUGUAUCAAAUAAAGAACAAAUUAGUUUGGGUACAAAACGAAAAAUAAGUCUAAAAAGCAUUAAGUCUACGUGCAAUUUUAUGCCAUUACAAUCAAACGAUAUGAGUUUGGCUGAUAAACUCGUUACUUCAGAUAAUCAUAUAGCAGGAAUGAAUAAUGAAACGGCUUCACAAAAUCAAACGGUUUAUCCGCGUAAAAUUUCCAGAUCAUCUUCCAUACAUGCGAAUCAACUCAAAUCUCGAUGUCAAUCAAUGGAACAUGUUUCACCGCAAAGGUCUUUAAGAGAUGAAAAUGUGAAUACUAUAUUACUGCAUCAGCUUUUACUUCAGAUGAACAAUAUUACAGAACUUGUCGCCAAACAAAAUAUAGUAUAUGAUAAACGUGUUCGUCGUUCAUCUUCAGUCUUUACAUAGAAUUAUUGACAAGCCAUUCAGGUGAUUCCCUUCUCCAACUAAAACCACUUGAUUUAAGACUAUUAAUUCAUUGUCUCAAAUACUGUUUGCAUGGUUCUCAUAUUUGCAAUUGACUUCAUAUUCUAUCAUUUAUUUUUUGCAGAUUUCAUUCUUUUGUGUACAAAUUAUUUUAUCACACAUUUUUAUAUCUAUCUACAUGUUAAUUUUACGAGGAUAUACAAUCCCUCUAGAUGAUUUGAUAAUUCAGUGGUGAUUGUAUUAUCUCACGAAUCUAUAUAUGUAUUGAAAUUUCUCGCGAACUCUACUGAACACUUUUAAGUAGUAAGAGUAACUGUUUAAAAUAAAAACACAUGUGCUAUUUCAGGUCCUACUAUUUAAAAUUAAUACAAUAAUGAGCAAGAGAAAGGACAACAGCAGUGAAAAAAUAAGAAGCUGAGGAAUGACUGAACAGUUCUGAAUAAACAAGCAACUGAGAAAGAGAACUCAAUCGUUGUUAAAAUUGUGAAGCAAAACUCAGUAGGUGAUAAUAUUGAGAUUUUGGGUAUUGUAAGCUAAAUCCUUUGGGAUCUCAACUUUCUCUAAUUUACGUGUUUUAUGUGAUUUAUACGAAUCCGUUUUCUGUAAAUAUUUUUAAAUUGCUUAGAAAGGGAUGAUUAACGCUCCAGAAUUUCCUGUUUUAACACAAUAAUGAUGAUAACUGCAACAGUAUAAACAUUUUCACGAUAAAUUAUCCAGAAAAAUACGUUGAUCACAUAUUUAUACCAUUCUUUUUUGAUACUACUCG
Molecule: messenger RNA, 2929 nt
Organism: Schistosoma turkestanicum
Lineage: Eukaryota; Metazoa; Platyhelminthes; Trematoda; Strigeidida; Schistosomatidae
Source: the annotation of a GenBank genome assembly